AAGCCCUCAUUUCUCUCAGACCUCGGUGGCAGCAUGCGUAUACCCGGGCUGCGUGCUGCGCUCCUCCACCCAGCGGAACUGGCGCAAAACUGUCUCUGAGCUUUAUUUUUUCAACUCACAUCUAUCGCAGGUGUAACUCUUGAUCAGAUCACUUUUGUAGGGCGUUCUCACAUGGAUCGCAACAGUUUGUGCUGAAGGUGCGGAAAGACUCCGGCUCCUGAUUGCAGCUUGUGUAAAAUGUGCGGCGUGUGUCCAACGUGAGACCGCGGGACGUUUUUCUUUGAUUUAAAUCUAAAGGUUGAAUUGCUGCAAGCAUGAGGUUUUUAAAGAUUCAUUAUUUUCUUCUUUGCGUUUAUUACUGUGUGCAAGAGGGAUUAUCGGGGGAUUUUAAGGCGCAUUUUAGGAAUAAUUUUCAUUUCCAGAGAACAAAACGUCACAGCAAACCAGCAAAACGAGUGCUGAAGGUGACAGACUACCAUGUCAGGUGUUCAGUGAUGUCCCGCUAUGCUGUCACAACAAUCCAGAGCUCGGUGUGGAACCAGCUGCCCAUUAUUAAGGAGGCAGCGUUUGAGGUGGACCUGCCCUCCUCUGCUUUCAUCUCGAACUUCACCAUUGCCUCCAAUGGUAAGGUGUAUGUGGCCCAAGUGAAGGAAAGAGCUGCAGCCAGGAAACUUUACGACGACGCUAAGAAGCAAGGAAAAACAGCCGGACUUGUCGCCACCAAAGAAAGGGAAAUCGAGAAGUUUCGUGUAGCUGUGAGCGUGUUGUCGGGAUCUCGGAUGUCUUUCCUCCUGACCUACGAGGAAUUAUUACCUCGCCGGCUCGGCCGCUAUGAGCUCAGUCUAGGUCUGAGACCUGGGCAACCUGUGGAGAACCUCACAUUAGAUGUUAGCAUACAUGAGAGGACGGGCAUCAGUUUUAUCAAAGUUCUUCCUUUGAAGACCAGCCGACUGCUGUCAAACGCAGCAAAGAGUGAUUUAACCCCCCCUGUCUCCACUCGGGUCGAGCAGAGCGACAGCUGUGCUAGAAUCUACUACAGCCCAACUCUACAGCAGCAAAACAGCUUAUCCUCCAAGGGCCUAAAUGCAGACUACAUUAUUCAAUAUGAUGUGGACCUCGGAGACCUAAUCGGUGACGUUCAGGUUUAUGAUGGCUACUUUGUGCAUUACUUUGCACCAAGAGGGCUUCCAGUGGUUCCCAAAGACAUUAUAUUUGUCAUUGAUGUCAGUGGCUCUAUGAUAGGCACCAAGAUAAAGCAGACCAAGCAGGCGAUGAAUACUAUCCUUGGAGACCUUAGAGAAGGAGACCACUUUAACAUCAUCACCUUCUCAGAUAAGGUUCACACUUGGAAGAAAGGUCGAACAGUGCGAGCAACUUGGCAGAAUGUACGAGAUGCCAAAGAGUUUGUUAGGAGAAUUAUUGCAGAAGGAUGGACUAAUAUCAACGCAGCUUUGCUAUCAGCUGCCCAGCUUGUUAACCCUUCAUCCUCUGAAUCGUCCAGCCACCUUGCAUCCCAUCGGGUCCCACUGGUUAUCUUUCUGACAGAUGGGGAAGCAACCACAGGAGUAACAUCUGGUGACACCAUCCUUAAUAACGCGAAGAAGGCAUUGGGCCCAGCUACUCUGUUUGGCAUUGCCUUUGGUGACGAUGCAGACUUCCUUCUUCUGAAACGCCUGACUCUGGAAAACCGAGGUGUGGCCAGGAUGGUGUAUGAGGAAGCAGAUGCAGCUUUGCAGCUGAAGGGUUUCUAUGAUGAGGUGGCCAACCCUUUACUGUCAGACAUCCAGCUUUCCUACAUGGAUGAUCAGGCAUUUGACGUCACCCACUCCCUGUUCCCAAACUACUUCCAAGGUUCUGAGUUAGUUGUGGCUGGGAGGGUAAAACCUGGAGUCAAAGAAUUAAAGGUGUCAGUCUCAGCAACUGAUUCAAAGCAAAACAUAACCCUGGAAGAUAAUGUGUUUAUAUCCAGUACAACAGAAAAUGGAAGUACAGGUUUUUUAAACUGUUCAGAAGAGUUGGAAGGGGUGUCCAACUUUGUGCACCGUCUAUGGGCAUAUUUCACCAUCAAAGAGCUGCUACUGGCCAAACUCAAUGCAACUGACCCUGUAACCCAAAGGCUCCUGGCAGACAAAGCCAUUAACCUCUCCCUCAAAUAUAACUUUGUGACCCCUGUCACUUCUUUGGUUGUUGUUAAGCCAGAUGCAGAUGAAGCAGCUCAGGCUCUGACCACUGUGAAACCUACAACUGGCACAACUACCACCACAACCGUGGUCCCUACCAAAAUAUUUACUGCUGGAAUUCCUAGGAAGCUCAGUCUACCCUCUAACCACAGGCCUAAGAUAUCCAAACCAGAUCCACCUCGGCCACCUGCAAAUAAGAUGACAACUAAAACUAAAACUAAGUCUUUGCCAAAACUUCUUGCUAAAAAAGUGGUUUCAUCAUGCAGAAAAACAGCUAUAAACCCAAGUCUCAGUCCUAUUAAAACUGCCAAAGCAACAUACUCUGGAAAAAAGCUUGCUGCCUCCCACAAUGAUUCUAAAACACUAAUUGUGCCUGAUCCAUCUGUGAAGAUACCUACUUCUCUUCUAAAUGCUCUCAAAGCAGCACAGCCUCCUGCACCUGGAAGAAAUGCCACUCCAGUGCCCAACGCUAUGAAAAUAACCACUGUCUCAACAACAACAGUUAUGCAAACUAUUGAUUCCAGCACUUCACCACACCUCAUUUUAUCCAGAAUUGACCCUUCACCUAUGACAAGGGGAACCUUGCCUCAACGCCCCAGUCCUGGAAAAACUGCAGUCCCUUCCGUCAGAGGGACAGGGCUAUCUUCAGAGGUGGAGAACCACACCAAAUCAGCUUCAGAUCUUCAUCAGUCUGAAACUACUCCUGUUACUCCACUCAGCUCUCCCACCCCAGCCUCAGCCCCAGUAGUGGAGGACAACAAUGUUAAUUUAGAUGUCGACACUGAUCUGAGCAUUGCCACCUUGGUUUUGGGUACCUUUGCUCCCAUGCCUGGUGUUACAGAUGGACCAGGACUGUGGGAAGCAACUGGCUUUCUGGAUGUUUCUACUUCCAUUCAGAGUGAAGAAGAUCUAAAACUUGUGAAAGAUUAUGAUGCAACAUAUAAUUAUGACUACGAUAUCAGCUACGAUACCUGGGAUGAUAGGAGUGAUUCAUUUGUGCUUGGGAGUGAGGAGGACUGUCCUUUAGUUGAAUGUCUUGUCCUUUUAGAACCUCAAUCCAGACUGAACUCUGUGAGGCUCUUCUCCUCAUCAGUUGAUGGAGAUCCUCAUUUUGUGGUCAAACUUCCAAAGUUGCACCAGAACCUGUGUUUCACUGUAGAUGGCCGAGCCGAUGAUGUUCUCAGACUGUUGGAGGAUCCAGAUCGAGGUAUUAUUGUGGAUGGUCACCUGAUGGGGGCUCCCCCAAAGCCUGGAGCAGAAGGCCGUUCCCGGACGUACUUCGACCAGCUCACCAUCUCAUUACCAGCAGGCAGUCCUCCUGACAUCAUCAUCACUUUGUCACUGGAUGGUGUGGUAGUGGAUGGGGAAGGAAGGGAGAUCCUGCCUAUUAAUCAACAGGGAUCUGUGACAAGGCAGGGUGUGACGGUGACUGUGGACAACCAUCAGAGCUGCUGGAUCGAGCUGGCUAAAGGUGUGAGGUUCCUGGUGCUGUUCCAUUACUACAAACAGCCCAACUACCUGCAGAUGGCUCACCUGGGGUUUUACAUCACAGAUGGAAGGGGUCUUUCAAGGUUAACCCAAGGCCUCCUGGGUCAGUUUCAGCACUCUGACAUGAUCGUAACUGUGACGAAUGAUCAUCUGCAUAAAGGCGCUCACCCACACCACAAGGAGGAGGUUCUGGCGAGAGGAAUCCUGAGGUGGGGAUCACAGGAGAUGCCAGUGACUUUACAGGAGAAGACGGUGAAAGACUCGGUGCAAAAGCGCCACCUGGGCAAAUGCUGGAUGGUUCCUAAGGCAGAGAUCGAGAGACUGCUGAGUCACUCCUAUGAGAGUUAUGUGGUGAACAAUGCGUAACCCUAGCUGAGUCAGCUCCACCUGUUUUUUAUCAGCACCACAGCUCAGGUACCGGCAGUUCACCGUGGACCAGUAAUAAAACAAUGAAGCUAGCUGGGAGUCCACUGGAUAAAAACAUGUUGUCCCAGUCAGAUAGAGAGGUGGUUGUGAAACAGGAAGGGAAUGGGUGGGGCAGCUUGUAGGCAGAAAGAAGAAGUAAUAAUAAUAAUGAAAAUAUACAGUUACUCAAAUACAGAACUGAACAGAGCCUCUUUAUCACUCUCUGUCACUGACUGCAUUUAUUCUGUGUACUGUAUCUGACACAGAGACUCAAUGUGCUUCUGGUUGCAUGGGAACAACCCAUCAUCCAUUUAUGCUGAAGCUCUGAAAUUCAAGUUAUUUAUUAGAAUGAUCUUAUAUGUCAUUCUUCUCUGUCUGAAUCAUAAGUAAUUAUUAAAAGCAUCACUGUAUAAACUGUAACCUUGAGUCCAAGUAUGUAUAAGGCUUUGCAUGAAUUACUUCCGGAAUAUGUAAAAAAACAAAAAAUACAAAUUUGAGGCAAUCUUUC
Molecule: messenger RNA, 4581 nt
Organism: Girardinichthys multiradiatus
Lineage: Eukaryota; Metazoa; Chordata; Actinopteri; Cyprinodontiformes; Goodeidae
Gene: itih6
Product: inter-alpha-trypsin inhibitor heavy chain family member 6
Exons: 17
Coding region: 315-4034 (1239 amino acids)
Biological process (GO): hyaluronan metabolic process
Molecular function (GO): serine-type endopeptidase inhibitor activity
Source: RefSeq, a predicted model, not a curated record